Messenger RNA from Gadus morhua (Atlantic cod), 1815 nucleotides. It is a transcript of the gene parp12b, whose product is annotated as poly (ADP-ribose) polymerase family, member 12b. The transcript is spliced from 9 exons. Bases 145 to 1719 code for a protein of 524 amino acids. Gene Ontology annotation, molecular function: NAD+ poly-ADP-ribosyltransferase activity; zinc ion binding. The record is from RefSeq and is a predicted model, not a curated record. NCBI's taxonomy places the organism in Eukaryota, Metazoa, Chordata, Actinopteri, Gadiformes, Gadidae. Gene Ontology annotation, cellular component: nucleus.
UGUGGUGAACCACCUACGUCACCACGUUGUGGUGGGACAACAACACGCCUCCAUCCAAUUUUCUUUGAGCGUAGGUAUCGGUCGUUGUUGUAGAGGAGAGAGAGACUGUAGGUAUAGUUCUGCCUGCUAUGUUUAGGUGUCAAGAUGUCGAGUUAUGAAGUUCUUCGUGAUGGAAUUAUUCACCAUGCCACCAGUGUGCUUUGUAGCAACAAGGGGUCCAUGGCUUCCUCGCAGUUGUACGAGCAGAUCAUGAAGAGCUUUGAUGUGACCCAAGGCGACUUUUGGUUCAUCAUGAAGUGCGCUCGUUUUGAGGUGAAGCGUACCGGGGUGGACGAUGACUCCGUGGUCGUGGCUAAAACCUCUCUACGUUUGUGCAAAGAAUAUUGGAAAGGGACUUGUUACGAGGAAAAGUGUGAGGAAUUGCAUAUUUGCAAAUAUUAUGUUUAUGGGAAUUGCAGAUUCGGGAAAAAUGAGUUCCGAAAACCGUGCAAGCACUCCCACGACCUACGGUGCCCACACAACCAGUCGCUCCUUCGAGACUGCACCCUGCAGGACCUCCCCGAAGAGGACCUCUUCCUCCUGCUUAUGCAGAACGACCCGAGCCUGCUGCCAGAGGUGUGCGUCCACUACAACCGCGGCGGAGUGCCGGACGGGGCGUGCACCUUCAGGGACAGCUGCACCAAGCUGCACCUGUGCCUGCACCACACCCAGGGCCGCUGCCGCUUCGGCGAGCGGUGCCAGCGGCUGCACGCGGUAGACCACCGGGGUCUGAAGCUGCUGCAGGAGAGGGGCCUGCGCGCCGGUGACUUCAUCCGAGACCUGCCCGGCAUCUACCAGAACCGCCACCACCUCCUAGCCGCCGCCGCCGCGCAGCAAGCUAGCGGGGGGGGUAGCGGCCCCCAAGCCCCAACCCAAGAGACUCUGCGCCAGCCUGAAGAGUUCAACGCCAUUCGGGAGAAACGUAAAGCGGCUAAGAUCCGCUACAGAUCAUCUCAUCCAGCUCGCUCCAAGAUGGCGGUAGAUGGCCCUUCCUGCUCAUUAACCAACCCAGCUGAUUCCCAACCUUUCAGUGUUUCCCCACUUGGUAUUUCUGAUCUGAGACAUCAGCUGAGUUCGCCCGUCAUUCAGACAGAUCUGAGGACUUCCAAAGUCAACAUCUGUCUCCACUUCCUCCGCAGAAGAUGCCAAUUUGAAGACCAGUGCAUUCUCGUGCACUUCAACAUGCCCUAUAAGUGGGAGGUGUGGAAGGGCGGAGCCUGGUGUGACCUGAGGCACAUGGAGGAGAUUGAGUUGGCCUACUGCGACCCUGAAGCCAGGAAAAGCCCUGGCUCCAGGCCGGUGGACUUCCUCACCAUGACCCAGGGGAGCAGGUCUCUCCCGGUGCGCCGGCUGUCCACGGUGUCGUCGGUGACCAAGCCCCCCCACUACACCCUGACCACGGAGUGGGUGUGGUACUACCGGGACAACCACAGGAGCUGGGUGGAGUACGGCCAGCCCGACAGCGGACAACGUACCACCUCGGUGACCUCCCGGGACCUGGAGCAGGCUUAUCAGAAGAACCCCUUCAAUAAGGUCCCGAUAAUGAAGGGCUUCCGGAAAUACCUCCUCAGCUUUAAGGACAUGUACCAGUGGAACCAGGCGUUGGACACCAGGAGACCCGUGCGCCGCCGCCCUCGCUUCCUGUCCGCUGCCGGCCUGGCGACACUGACGGCCCGAUAGAGCGAGGGUCUCUCUCUCUCUCUCUCUCUCUCUCUCUCUCUCUCUCUCUCUCUCUCUCUCUCUCUCUCUCUCUCUCUCUCUCUCUCUCUCUCUCUC